Oncorhynchus nerka (sockeye salmon) is the source of this 5043-nucleotide messenger RNA. RefSeq names its product TBC1 domain family, member 16 (gene tbc1d16). Bases 357 to 2606 code for a protein of 749 amino acids. NCBI's taxonomy places the organism in Eukaryota, Metazoa, Chordata, Actinopteri, Salmoniformes, Salmonidae. The record is from RefSeq and is a predicted model, not a curated record. Gene Ontology annotation, molecular function: GTPase activator activity. Gene Ontology annotation, cellular component: early endosome. The transcript has 13 exons. Gene Ontology annotation, biological process: activation of GTPase activity.
UGUGGUGUGUUGACGAUCAUUUGCUUUUGCUAAUAAGACAAACAUACUUCCAAAUGUAAGGCGAUCCUAAUAGUUGACUGGUCCGUGCAUUCACAGAAGCAGCCUUUAUCCAGUCUGCCAUCCCGGAAGCAGAGGAAUUUGGGGGUUGGGUUAGAGAAACAUAGCAGCUCCGCGUGCGGUAGAGAAAGACCGCACGGAUACAAACACUCACACCGCGUAACAAAAUACCGAAGACGUGACCUCAAACUACACGGAUACAACCACCAUAAACAUCGCUCCGGAAUGGAUAAGCGGCAAAGACAGUAGUCUCGGGUGGGACAGAGGAGGAUGGGCGCAGAGUCCUGGUGUCGGUGUAGAUGUCUCUCGGUCGGCUCUUGCGACGCGCCUCCUCCAAGGCCUCGGACCUCCUGACCUUUAACCCAGGGUCGGCGGGUUCGCGGAACGGCUUGGACGGGGAGAUCAUCUUCUCCAAAAACAAUGUGUGUGUGCACCCUGCCGAGCCCCUCCCGGGUCUGCCCGAACACCACCCAGGGUACCUGUGUGUGCACAUGGAGAAGGAUGAGAGCCUGGGAACCACUCUGAUCCUAACCUGGGUUCCCAACUCCCGCAUCCAGAGACAGGACGAGGAGGCCCUGCGUUACAUCACCCCAGAGAGCUCACCUGUCCGCAGGAACGCUCGGCGCAGGCCCCACAGGCCCCACUCCCGACACCCUCCCGCCCAGGAGGAAGAUGAGGACCGGGAGGAGGAGGAGAGGAUUGGGAACGGAACUGGGAUUGGAGGGGCCCUGGGUCUGGAGGCCAGCAUAGAGCCCCCUCCUCCCCAGCAACAGCAGUCCCAGUCUGGGACGGAUGAGGGGGACGAGGGGUCCUGUGAGCUAUCGGCUGACGAGGUGAGCAGGGACAGCACCAUGGGCUCAGACUCAGACACCACCUUCUCCUCACCCUUCUGUCUGUCGCCCGUCAGCGAGUCCCUCUUUGAGAACAGCGGCUCUGUGUUCCUGGACAACGAGAGCAGGGAGCUGUGCGACGAGUCCAUGACCCAUUCGGCUAGCUCCGCCUCCAGCCUGGACAGCCACGCUCCCUCUGAGAACAACAGCCAAUCGCAGGGCAUGCGGUGGGAGGAACAGCAGAAGGUGCUGGCGUUGGAGCAGCUGGGGGGAGUGUUCCGGGUCGACCUGGGUCACAUGAGGUCGCUCCGCCUCUUCUUCAGUGAUGAGGCGUGUAAUAGUGGUCAGCUGGUGAUCGCCAGCAGGGAGAGCCAGUAUAAGGUCCUCCACUUCCACCACGCAGGUCUGGACAAGCUGGCUGAGGUCUUCCAACAGUGGAAGUGCUGCAGAGAGACUCAGCUCAAAGACCAGGUAGUGGAUGAGAAGUCAUGUAUGCAGUUCUCCAUCCGGAGGCCCACCCUGCCGUCCUCUGAGACCCACCCAGAGGAACGUCUGUACCGCCGCCUGGACGUCACCACCUGGCUCCGACACCUCAACCACAACGGACAGGUGGAGGAGGAGUACAAGCUACGCAAGGCCAUCUUCUUUGGGGGCAUUGACCCAUCCAUCCGCGGGGAGGUGUGGCCCUUCUUACUGCACUACUACAGCUGUGACUCCUCCUCCCAGGAGAGAGAGGCCUGGAGACUGCAGAAACGCUCUGAGUACCACCACAUCCAGCAGCGGAGGUUGUCUAUGAGUCCUGAGGAGCACAGUGACUUCUGGAGGAAGGUUCAGUUCACCGUGGAUAAGGACGUGGUGAGAACAGACCGCAGCAACCACUUCUUCAGGGGAGAGAACAACCCCAAUGUGGAGAUCAUGAGAUGUGUGCUGCUGAACUACGCGGUGUUCAACCCAGAGAUGGGCUACUGCCAGGGCAUGUCUGACCUGGUGGCCCCCCUGCUGACCGAGGUGCAGGAUGAGAGUGACACGUUCUGGUGCUUCGUAGGCCUGAUGGAGAACACCAUCUUCAUCAGCUCUCCCCGCGACGAGGACAUGGAGAGACAACUGAUGUACCUGAGGGAGCUGUUGCGUCUGAUGCUGCCCCGGUUCCACCAGCACCUGACCCAGCUGGGGGAGGACGGCCUACAGCUGCUGUUCUGUCACCGCUGGCUCCUACUCUGCUUCAAACGGGAGUUCCCCGACACAGAGGCCCUGCGUAUGUGGGAGGCCUGCUGGGCACACUACCAGACGGACUACUUCCAUCUGUUUGCGUGUGUGGCCAUCAUCGUGCUGUACGGUGAUGACGUGACGGAGCAGCAGUUAGCCACCGACCAGAUGUUGCUCCACUUCAGUAACCUCUCCAUGCACAUGAACGGGGAGCUGGUGCUGCGCAAGGCCCGUAGUCUGCUCUACCAGUUCCGUCUGUUACCCAGAAUCCCGUGCAGCCUCCAUGACCUGUGUAAGCUGUGCGGUCCAGGGAUGUGGGACAGUCGCUACAUCCCGGCCGUGGAGUGUUCUGGGGAGCACCCCGACUCCCAGAGCUGCCCCUAUGGAGGCACAGCCACCCCCCAGCCCUCUGCCUCCCCGUCACCCUCCCCCUCACCCAACCCCACCCCACUCCCCGAGGGCAAGAGAGGCUCCAAGACCAGAGACAUCUUCAUGUUUCGGAAGCAGUCCUGAGUUGAAAUAGGGGGGAGGGAGACGAUGGUGCUAACUAUAACUGUUGAGUAGAUCAGAAGCUGCAGUACCACUUUUCUGCCACUAGGAUUCCCAACAUACUGUAUGUGCUUCUCUCUGAUACUUCUCUUCACACUCUCCCCCUUUUCACAAUCCCCUUCUUAUUAAAGGGAUUUUCCACCUGAUCCUUUUGUCCGGUGUGACAUGGAACACUGCCUUAUAAGAAUGUAUAUUUAUUUGGAACAUUCAGUACCACAGACACUUGGCACUACGGUUCCCAUGAAGAAGCUGCUGCUCUGCUAUUGGAGGAGAUUGGACAAUCAUCACUCUGUUGGACUGUAACAUUUCAGGGUCCACACUGUGGUCUAAGGUUGCUGGACUCGAUUCAACGUGACUCCAACGGUCAAAUACUGACUUGAAGGGGAAUUGUCGAGAUUUGAACUCCAUCGAAAGGUUUUCAUAUGCUCACAAUGGAAUGUUUGUGUGAAUAAUGGAAUGAUAUAUUAUCUCAGCAUAUUGCAAUCAGGCUGAAGCCUAUUAACACGACACACGGAUAAACCUCCAUCAACCAAGAGAGGCAGGCUGUCAUUUCAACUGUCAGUAAGUUGAAAUAUUGUUACUUUUCAAAUCAUAUAUUUUUUUCUGUUCCCUUCAAAGAGGGAGUGUGUGUAUCUGUGGGUUUGCGAUUACAAUAUUUAGCAAUAUAGUAUGAUUAUAUCCUUGCAUGAGCAACCCUUUAAGUAUAAAGGGCACAACCUGUUUAGCGAAUAACACAAAGCCCAAAACAGAGGUGUGUGUAUAUAGGAAACUGUUUCCACAACAAGUUUUCUACAAACAUCCUUAUCAGACUCCUGUUCAGAAACCUGCUCAUUUAUUCUUACAUUAUCAGAUGACACUGCCUGUCAGGCUGAAGGAAGGUGGGAUUUCAUUUAUCUUUGAUAAGAGGGGAUAUGAAUAAAUAUGGCAUCUAUCAAAUCAAUAGGGGUUAAAAAAUUAAAAGUUAGACUAUAUGUAGAGCUUAAAAAAUAUGCGAUGAUGGUUGUGGAUAUCCCACCAUUACCAGUCAGUGUACAGUUUGGUCAGCUAGCUACAUAUCGAAUAUGAGAUCAUGUGUUUAAGUUUACUUUAAGUUUGUUUUUGUUAAAAAAUGUCAGAUAGGGCAGUUGUGUAAAAGCUCAGUGUUUUUGUUUUUCCAUAUCUAGAAACACAUUGACCUCCACCUUGACCUCCAAGUGAAUGAACACCACCAUCGUUGUCACUGCACUAAACAAUAUUAUAAUUCAUUAGAUUUGUACAGCACAGCGUCAAUCAAAUACAAUGAAAUCUCAAGGUUCUUCACCUGCACCAACCAAGUGAAUUUGUCCAUAUGAAUGUAUCCACUUUGUUACUUUCUAUUCUCUUGACUGUUUAUUUCACGUGUGUGUGUGUGUGUGUGUAUAAACAGCAGUGACCUAACAUCUGGUAAUGAGUUGGGGAGCAGCCACCAAUAGGCCUCCACUGACUGAUCUCCUCAAUUACACAACACAUCAUCACAGAGCGGGUGAAAGAAAACCAACCAAAGAGGAAUGGCAGCUCUGUACCCAACCUGCUCCAAAUACUAUUUGAAAUCAUUUUAAAUGGUUUAUUUGUGGUUGACUGAGCUUGCCUGGCUGAGUAAUGGGCCAAUAGAUUAGUCCCAAAAGGCAGGCAGAUGACACCAAAAGCUUAAAGUAUUUGAAAGAUUUUAAUUAUUGAAUUUAAAUCUAUUUCUCAGAGAACUAUCAAGGCCUAUCAAGUGAAGUGUUGGGAUCUGCAUGUUUCCUGUAAUCUGUGAGUUGUCACGGUGGCGAGGGUUCAGGGGGUGGGUGUUAGAGUGCCACUCCUGGGGGAAAAACAUCUUCAAAUGGCCACUAAAAGGUAACAUUAGGAUCUUCAAGCUGCUUCCCCUCGCUCUCCCGCUCAACAUGCAGUCUGCAAAUGACAUGCAUUACUGGCCCCUGCGUCCAUUAGUCAUCUGUGGCUGCUGCUCGCUGAAAAAGCCUGGAGAUUUAGAAGAUUGUACCAACCACUUUAUAAAGGGCUAACCGAUGGAUGGUAACGUGGUUUGGAAAAUAAUUGGGUGGCAAGGCAGCGGGGCUUUGUGUGUGUGUGUUUAUUUACUUGCUUAUCUCGAUUCUUCAUCUCUUUCCAUGGACUGUUUAUCUCACGUUGAAACUGUUUCUGAACGUGAGUCACUGUAACAUGUCUUUGGGUUUAGUUGUAUUUCAAAAUGUUUGUGACUGAGUUAUCACUGAAUGUAGAGUUCUAUAAGGUUCUAUAAUAAUACACAGGCCACUGAUGAGGGCCUACUGUGGUCCUAUGCUGUAGUGUAGUCAACACAUACAACACUGGCUUUCACAUGCUGCAGGGCCGUGGUGAAGGCAGAAACGUUGGUGAUUUGAAAUAAAUGGUGUAAAUGGAA